AUGGUUGCUGAUGGUCGGACAGAGAAAGAGAGAAAAAGAGAAGAGAGAGUGGAAUGCGGGGCCAAGCUGCGGACUGCAUGUGAUGUCAGUCGCCAGUCGGUGCAUUCCAAGCGGCGAAAGACCGCUUUCACGCACGAGCAGCUUCUGCUCAAAUUGGAUGGCCAAAUCAGUUGCGUCGGACAACAGGGUCCGAUGUGCCGGGCGAGGAGGGUCAAAUUCCCUCGAAAAGGUGAACCUCCUUUUCGGACGUUCGCUAAAGCAUAG
This is a messenger RNA of Pseudozyma hubeiensis SY62, 264 nucleotides long. RefSeq lists its product as hypothetical. The transcript has 2 exons. The coding region runs from base 1 to 264 and encodes 87 amino acids. The record is from RefSeq and is a predicted model, not a curated record. NCBI's taxonomy places the organism in Eukaryota, Fungi, Basidiomycota, Ustilaginomycetes, Ustilaginales, Ustilaginaceae.